AUGUCAAAUAAUUUCAAUAAAAGCACAUCGGAGAUCAUAAUUGCUUAUAUAGAACAAUUGUAAUCAUUUCAUUUUAUAAUUAAAGUUAAGAAUUACAAUUAUUAGAUGCUCAAAGAGAAAUUUCAAAGUUAGAAGAAGAGAUCAUUUAAAGACGUAAAAGAUUAUUAAUGAAUGAUGACAACCACAUCAUAAAAGUUAAAUAAGAUAAAAAUACAAAUGUUACAACUCUUUUGAAUAUGGUAAUAUUAUCUAAAAAUGGUAGAAUGAGCAUUACAUUUCGUUGGAUGAAUUACAAAUAAAACUAUAGACUUCAAUAGAAAGAGGGUUAAAUAGCGAUCAAAUAGAAGAAAAAUAAAAGUAAUUUGGAAAAAACAUAUUGGCCUAAAAAUAGAAAUCUCCAUGGUAUUUAUAGUUACUGCACCAGAUGACCAACGUUUUUUCAUUAUUAUUGUGGGGAGCAGCUGCCUUAUGUUUCUUAGCCUAUGGUUUAUCUCCAGAUGACCCAUCUUAAGUAUUUAGGAAAUUUAUAUUAGCUUUAUUUAGGAAUUGUUUUAGUUGGUGUCAUAGUAAUAAUAACACUUUUAACUUAUUUUUAAAAUAGAAAGUCAGAAGCAAUCAUGGCUGGAUUUUCAAAUUUUAUUCCUCCAGAAGCUAUAGUUAUAAGAGAUGGAUAGUAAUUGAAAAUACCAGCCAUAGAAUUGGUGCCUGGAGAUGUAGUAAUAAUUGAUUUAGGAAAAAAAAUACCUGCUGAUAUUAGAAUAGUGGAAAGCAAUUAAAUGAAAGUUGACAACUCAUGCUUAACAGGAGAAUCAAUUCCUCUUCUUCGUACAAUAGAUUGUACUCAUAAAGAAAAUCCUUUAGAGACAAAGAAUCUUGCAUUUUUUGGAACUCUUUGUAAAGAAGUAGAAUCUAAAUUUUAAUUUUUAGGGUAAUGGUAAAGGAGUGGUGAUAUAAACAGGAGACAAGACUGUAAUCGGAUAAAUAGCAGGAUUAGUUUCUAAUUCAAACAUAGAAGAAACACCUUUAAAGAAAGAGCUGAACUAAUUUACAAUUUAUAUUGCUCGUAUAGCUUUAACCAUAGGAAUUUUAUUUUUUGUUUUGGGUUUUUCAGUUGGUUAUCGUAUCAAAUAUUUUUAUAAAUAGCUGCUAUUUAAAAUUUAAUUUUUGCGAUAGGAAUAAUUUCUGCAAUAGUUCCAGAAGGGUUAUUAGCCACAGUAGUUGUAGCAUUAGCAAUAACAGCAAAAAAAUUGGCUAGUCUUAAAGUUCUUGUUAAAAAUUUAGAAGGGGUUGAAACUCUUGGGUCUACUUCUUGCAUUUGUACUGAUAAAACAGGUACUUUAACUUAAAAUAAAAUGACUGUUGAAAAUUUGUGGUAUAAUGGAAAGUAAGUGAAAGGGAUUAACAAAGAAAGAUUUGGAGUUUCCUUUAAUUAUGAAUAUUAAUCUGGAGAGUAGUGUUUCGAUUUGUUGCAUGAAAGUGCAAUUUUGUGCUCAGAAGCCACCUUUGAUGCUUCAAUUCCUUAAAAUAUUUCUAUGAAGAUAAUGAACGAAAUUGGAUUAUCUUAAGAAUAAAAAGCAAUCAAAUUAGAAGAAGCAAAGAUUAAAUGGCAAAAUAACUUCUAGAGGUUAAGUUGUUAAGAAAAGCCUACAAUUGGAGAUGCUUCAGAAACUGCUCUCAUUAAAUUUUUUUAGCCAAUAAAUGAUAUUUUAAAAACUAGGUUGAAAUACUAAGUAGCAAAUGGUAAAAACAAUUAACAGGCAAGAAAACCCUUUAAUUCAACAAACAAAUACUCUAUGGUUAUAAUUGAAUAGGAUUUGGAGGAUUCCUAUUAUUGCCUAUUGACAAAAGGAGCACCUGAAAGAAUUUGGAAGAUGUGCAAUUGGAUUUAAAAUCAAGAAAAAGUUGAAGAAAUUAAUGAUGAUUGGAAUCAUUAAUUCAAUGAAAUUAAUAAUAAAUUUUGCAGACAAGGCGAAAGAGUUUUGGGAUUUUGUAGAUUAAAUUUACCAAAAUCUGAAUAUCCAAAAGGUUAUUCAUUUGAUAUGGACAAUUAUAAUUUUCCAUUCGAAUAACAAAUAUUUAUAGGUUUGAUAUCCUUAAUUGAUCCUCCUAAAGAAUCUGUUCCAGUGGCUAUUUAAAAGUGUAAAUCAGCAAAUAUUUAAGUUAUAAUGGUCACAGGAGAUCAAUCGGUAACAGCAGCAGCAAUAGCAAAGCAAUGUAACAUAAUAACAGAAAAAACUGUUAAUGAAAUCAUGGAAGAAAAAUAAAUGAUAAUGGAAGAUGCUAUCCAUCUAUCAAAUGCAUUAGUAAUUCAUGGUGAUUUGUUAACUAAAAUGGCGCUUGAUGAUGAAGGAUUACCAGAAAGUGAAAAAGGGAAGCCUCUUUAAGAAUGGUUAUGCAAACCACAAUUAGUAUUUGCAAGAACAAGUCCAGCUUAAAAAUUGAUCAUAGUGACUGCUUGUUAAAAGAGAGGUCAUAUUGUUGCUGUAACAGGGGAUGGUGUAAAUGAUUCACCUGCAAUAAAAAAAGCUGAUAUUGGCAUUGCUAUGGGUUUAACAGGAUCAGACGUGGCUAAAGAUGCAGCAGAUAUGAUACUCUUGAAUGAUGAUUUCUCUAAUAUUGUUGUGGGAAUUUAAGAAGGUAGGAGAAUAUUUGAUAAUUUUAAAAAAGUAAUUGCAUAUGCAUUAACUGCCAACACUGCUGAAUUAAUACCUUUUUUAGCUUUUAUAAUUUUUCGAGUUCCAUUGCCUUUAACAACUGUUCUGGUUUUAUGUGUCUAAAUUGGUACAGACAUAUUUCCAUCAAUGGUAUUUGUUUUUGAAGAGGCUGAUUUGGACAUUAUGACUCGAAGACCUAGGAAUAAAAAUGAACAUUUAGUCAGUAGUUAAUUAAUAAUAUAUGCGUACGCUUAAAAUGGAGUAUUAGAAACAUGUUGUGGGUUUUUUUAAUGGUAUGUUUGCUUUAAUGAUUUUGGAUUCACUCCUUAAUCUCUCCUUUUUCUUCUUAAUAAAUAAGGAGUUAUUCCUAAAUAUAAUGAUAUUUAUGAUCCAAGAGAUCCAUGGUUUGGAAAUUCUAAUUUAAGAGAACUGUAUCCAAAUGGGGUAUGUGAAGGUACUCAUUUAAGGGGAUCUUAAGAUAUUGAUUGGAUAUAUGCGAAACACGGGGCUUACGAUUUAAGAAUGACUCUAUUGAAAUGUGAAAAUAGAAAGAUAGUUUCUAGUAUAGAAUGGGGUCAAUGCAAUAUUGAGAUGAUUUCACCUGUUACAAAUAAACCAUAUUGUUAUCAUACUGAAGCGUCAAGCUAUGCAUAAACUUCAUUUUUUUUUGGUGUAGUUUUAGGAUAGAUAUGUAAUUAUUAAUCUUUAAGAUAACUUAAAAAUUCCUUAAUCUAUAAUGGUAAAUAUGAUUGUAAAUUAUAGGAUUUGAUAAUGUUCAUAUGUAUUUAGCUUACUUUUUGGAGUUGCUCAUCACAUUAAGUCUUUCCUAUGUUGAAGUAUUCAAUGCAAGUUUUGGUACUCGAGACAUAUUAUUUAUUCAUUAUGGUAUCUGUGGUCUUCCCUUUGGUAUUUUGAUAAUCAUUUGGAAUGAAGGACGUAAAUAUUUGGUAUCUAAUUUAUUAAACUUUAGAUUCGAUAUUUUAAAUCAAAGUCCUCAUAUCCUAGCUGGUGGGAAAGAUGUGUGAUUUAUUGAU
Molecule: messenger RNA, 3688 nt
Organism: Paramecium pentaurelia
Lineage: Eukaryota; Ciliophora; Oligohymenophorea; Peniculida; Parameciidae
Source: the annotation of a GenBank genome assembly